AUGAUAAAAAAAAAUAAUAAACAUAAUGUAAUAAUAACAAUUCAACAAUUUAUUUUUUCUUCACAUUACAAUGGUGAAAGUGAAUAUGACAACAAAGAUAAAUAUAAUAAUGAAGACGAUUAUAGCAAUAAAGAUGAAGACGGAAACGAAUAUGACAACAAAAAUGAUGAUAAUAAAAGUGGCGAAGAUGGUAACGAAUAUGAUGACAAAAAGAUACUGAAAACAUCAAUGAAAGCACCACUGGAGGCACCAACAGAAGCACCAACAGAGGCACAAACGGAGGCACAAAUGAAGGCACCAAUUAAAGUACAAGCAAAAGGGCAUAUUGGUGUUAAUGAUGAUUUCAAACAAGAUACCACUAAAGAUACCAAUGGGAAAUAA
Messenger RNA from Cetraspora pellucida, 381 nucleotides. Lineage: Eukaryota; Fungi; Glomeromycota; Glomeromycetes; Diversisporales; Gigasporaceae. The record is from the annotation of a GenBank genome assembly.